Molecule: messenger RNA, 966 nt
Organism: Beauveria bassiana ARSEF 2860
Lineage: Eukaryota; Fungi; Ascomycota; Sordariomycetes; Hypocreales; Cordycipitaceae
Product: short chain dehydrogenase
Exons: 3
Coding region: 1-966 (321 amino acids)
Biological process (GO): sphingolipid biosynthetic process
Cellular component (GO): endoplasmic reticulum membrane
Molecular function (GO): 3-dehydrosphinganine reductase activity
Source: RefSeq, a predicted model, not a curated record
AUGGGUCUCUUUGGCGGCAACAAGAUGCCAGUGGACGGCAAGACUGUUCUGAUCACUGGCGGGUCGGAGGGGAUGGGCCUUGCCGUCGCGACGCAGCUCUCUGCCAAGGGCGCCAACCUAAUUCUCGUCUCCCGCAACGCCGCCAAGCUCGAAGAAGCCGCCGCCGCCAAGAGCCCCGCGACGCAAAGAUUCCAUUACAUCACCGCCGACGUCUCCGUCCCCUCGUACGCCGACUCAGUCGUCGCUGCCGCCACGACAUGGAACGACGGCCGCGCGCCCGACAUUGUGUGGUGCAUCGCGGGCAUCUCGGUGCCCAAGCUCUUUGUGGAAACGGACGCAGCGUCGCUACGUCAGCAGAUGGACAUCAACUUUCACGGGACCGCGGACAUGGCGCACACCAUCCUCCGCGCGUGGCUCGCCCCCGACAACAACAACAACAACAACAACAACAGCGAGCAGCCGAAGCACCUCAUCAUGACAGCUAGCGCGACUGCCUUCUACACAAUCCCCGGCUACGCGGCCUACGCUCCCUCCAAAUGGGCGCUGCGCGGCCUCGCCGACACUCUCUCGCAAGAGGUCCUGCUCUACCCGCAAGACGUCCGCGUUCACAUCGUCUUCCCCGGCACCAUCCUCUCGCCCGGCUUCGAGGUUGAGGAGCGCACCAAGCCCGAGAUUACAAAGAAGCUCGAGGCUGCCGACCCUAAGCAGACACCCGACGAGGUGGCGCGCGCCGCCAUCCGCGGCCUCGAGGCUGGCCACUUCAUGGUCGUCGUCAACUGGCUCGGCCAUCUCAUGCGCUUCGGCGUCAUUGGUGGUUCUUUUCGCAACAGCUGGAUCAUCGACACGCUCGGCGCCUGGCUCGUGCCCCUGAUCUGGAUCUUUGUCCAGUAUGACCAGGUCAGUACCGUGCGCAACUAUGGCAGGAAGCAUGGGCACCCCAGCACGUAUACCAACAUUCAAAAGUAA